Messenger RNA from Pongo pygmaeus (Bornean orangutan), 6748 nucleotides. RefSeq names its product DDB1 and CUL4 associated factor 16 (gene DCAF16). The record is from RefSeq and is a predicted model, not a curated record. NCBI's taxonomy places the organism in Eukaryota, Metazoa, Chordata, Mammalia, Primates, Hominidae. Bases 885 to 1535 code for a protein of 216 amino acids. The transcript has 3 exons. Gene Ontology annotation, cellular component: Cul4-RING E3 ubiquitin ligase complex.
CUAAGGGCGGGGAAUCCCCACACGAGGGCUCCGUUUCGAGAGACGGCGACAGAGGAAAGUUCGUAGCGCGUUCCGGAGGCCCGGCCACCUCUGAGAAGGGAGAUGCUGCUGGGUCCCCUGAGCGGGGCGACCCGAGCUUAUAUAGAAUUGGUGAUAGGAUCACAACUUCUGAGGUCCCAGCAAGAGUCCUAACAUCUAGCAGCUCUACCACCAGGACAGGCCCCCUAAAACUAAUUCCAACAAGCACCUCUGAAGUCUUCUCAUUCACAGGUUAAGGCUACCUUUCCAGAUAGUCCAACAGCUAAAUCACCAGUUUCCAAGGGCAUUUGCAUCACCUAUGGAAAGCAUCGGAUCCUUAUACACCAGAUGUUCUUGACAGCUCAUCCCAUCAUUCCCCCUGCACAAAAGUUGCUAUACCAGCGGACAACCAAGACAACUACUGAGCUUCUUUUGAUUGUCAAGUAGAUAUAAUAUCACUGCCAGCAAAACAGCACAAAAAGUGUCUCUUCACAGUAUCACUACCAAUUGGGACUAUGCUAAGUAAAUCAGCUUGCCUAGAUGAGGACCCCUUCUAUUCUUGGGUAGCCAGAAUUUGAAGGAGAUACUCUGACCUGUGCCACUGGUAAGUGACUAACACUUUUACACACUGAACUGGUCCUGGAAACUGAGAUGUCUUCCUUGUAAGUGAAGAAUAUACAACAUAAUCUUGAAGAACGGCACAGUGGUGUGGGCCGCAAGCAUACUUUAUGUGUGUAAUGGACUGAAAGACAAAUUAAUCUUGGCGAAAGGAUUUUUCAUCUCUUAUUUCUAUUUGCCAGUGUUAGUCAGUGUUCUGCUGGCUUAGAUUAUUACCUUUUUCUGGUUCCUUACUCUUUUUUAUUCUGAUGGGUCCUAGAAAUCCCUCUCCUGACCACUUGUCAGAAUCAGAAAGUGAGGAAGAAGAAAAUAUUAGCUACCUAAAUGAGAGUUCUGGGGAAGAGUGGGAUUCCUCUGAAGAAGAGGACUCUAUGGUGCCCAACUUAUCGCCUCUUGAGAGUCUUGCCUGGCAGGUUAAGUGCCUUUUAAAAUAUUCCACAACUUGGAAACCUUUAAAUCCUAAUUCCUGGUUGUAUCAUGCUAAACUCUUGGAUCCAAGCACACCAGUCCAUAUACUUCGAGAGAUAGGUCUAAGACUCUCCCAUUGUUCCCAUUGUGUCCCCAAACUGGAACCAAUUCCUGAAUGGCCCCCUCUGGCCUCUUGUGGAGUCCCACCUUUUCAAAAGCCUCUUACAAGUCCCAGCCGGCUCUCUAGAGAUCAUGCCACUCUAAAUGGAGCACUGCAAUUUGCCACCAAACAGCUAAGCCGAACAUUGAGUAGAGCCACUCCCAUACCUGAAUACCUAAAACAGAUCCCUAAUUCAUGUGUUUCUGGGUGUUGCUGUGGCUGGCUGACUAAAACAGUUAAGGAAACAACUCGUACUGAACCCAUCAACACUACUUAUUCUUACACUGACUUCCAAAAGGCAGUUAACAAACUCCUAACUGCAUCACUGUAAAGAUCUACCAUUUAUUCUGAUAUCUCUGAUGUUGCUAAUUGAGAAAGGGGUACAAAGUUAGUCAUUACACAGUCCACUAAUGCCUUCUCAGUCAAACUCUCUUAUGCCCUGGCAGGCCAAUGAGGAUACCCUUUGACAAACCCUGUAGAUAAAAUGAUAAUAUCAAGGUCAGGCAUGGUGGCUCACACUUGUAAUCCCAGCACUUUGGGAGGCUGAGGCGGGUAGAUCUGCUGAGGUCGGAAGUUUGAGACUAGCCUUGCCAACACAGUGAAACCCCGUGUCUACUAAAAAUAAAACAAUUAGCCGGGCGCGGCAGUGCAUGCCUGUAAUCCCAGCUACUCGGGAGGCUGAAACAGGAGAAUCACUUGAACCCAGGAGGCAGAGGUUGCGGUGAGUCGAGAUUGUGCCACUGUACUCCAGCCUGGGUGACAGAGCGAGACUGUCUCAAAAAAAAAAAAACAACGGAGAAUUAGUUAAGGGGACCGUAUUACAGAAGAUAGUUGAAUAUUCUUCACACUCACUUCUCACCCCACCCCAGUUUAUUCUGCCUUUCUGAAUGGCUUUAAUGAGAUAUCUGAUUAUUAAUGAAGAAAAGUAGACCACCACCCUUUUGUUAUCCAGACUUCAGAACAGCCAUUGUUGAAAGCAAGAAGUUAGCUACCCACAAUAAUACCUUUCUGAGCAUACUCUUCUCUAACAUGCAUUUCUAUGGAAGUAGUUGAAUUAAAUUGAGUAACUACACAAAGGAAAAUGGCAGGACUAUGAAUUUCUUUCCCAGCUUUUAUAUAGAUGUGCCUACAUAUGACACUCUUUAGGGUUCCUUUUUUUUUUCUUUUUUUUUUUGAGGUAGUUAAAUUGAGUAACUACACAAAGGAAAAUGGCAGGGAUAUGAAUUUCUUUCCCAGAUUUUAUAUAGAUGUGUCUGCAUAUGACACUCUUCAGAGUUCCUUUCAUUUUUUCUUUUAUUUGGCGGGGAGGGGAGGCAGGAGGAGUGCAGUUUUAAGCCUAGCCUAUACUACUACAAACUUAUUAUGGUACUUAAAAUUACAGCAUGAACGUUCUAUAUCAGAGUCUCCCACCAGGCUGUCUCUGGCUAAAUCAGCCUAUAAGAUCAUCCCUUGGGAUUAAACAAACACCUGUUCUGUAGGGAAUGUGUUUCCUGAAUCUUGGUACUCAGACUUUUGUCAAGAGUAAAUAAAAUAACGUUUCAAAAGAUGAAUGGAAAAAUGAUUAAGAGAGCAUUUCUGCUUUCAGUAUUAACUGCUAAUGGAUUAAAAUUUUAAUCUGUAUAGCAUUUCCUGGAGUAAAAGUUCAAGUACUUUCCACAUCCAUUGCAAACUUUUCAGGAACCCUUCUAAUUUUUUUUUUUUUUUUUUUUUUUGUUGAGACGGAAUCUCGCUCUGUCGCCCAGGCUGGAGUUCAGUGGCACAAUCUCAGCUCACUGCAAGCUCUGCCUCCCGGGUUCACGCCAUUCUCCUGCCUCUCCCUCCCGAAUAGCUGGGGACUAUAGGCAUCCACCACGCCCGGCUAAUUUUUUGUAUUUUUAGUAGAGACGGGGUUUCACCGUGUUAGCCAGGAUGGUCUUGAUCUCCUGACCUCGUGAUCCACCUGCCUCGGCCUCCCAAAGUGCUGAGAUUGAACCCUUCUAAUUUUAAAGAACCUUCUUAUCAGAAAAUCUCAUCCUAAUACAAUCUGAAGUUAAGAGUUUUAGCAGCAUUGUUUUUCUAAGUAGAUUUAGCUAUAGAUUUUCUUCUGGCCAAACAAGGAAGAGUAUAUGCCCUUGUAAAUGAGUCUUGUUUUGUUUAUUUAAAUAAUCAGUCAAAACAUAGAAAUCAGUAUACGUAAAAUAAAAUGCAUGAGACUAUUAAAUCUUUUCAUAUACUCCACAAAUAAAAUGAAAUCUGUGUGUGGUCCUGGUUGACUGGGCAUCUAAAGGGAAUCAGAAAAGAGAUUGUGAAAAGUAUAUAUAUAUAUAUAUCCUCUUCCUUAUUUUAGUUUUGCUUUUUCCUAUUUUCCAUAAUUAAGUGCCGUUUACAAAGUGGCAUCAAAAAAUUGAAGCAGGCCAGGCACGGUGGCUCAUGCCUGUAAUCCCAACAGUCUGGGAGGCUGAGGCAGGUGGAUCACUUGAGAUCAGGAGUUCGUGACCAGCCUGGCCAACAUGGUGAAAGCCCGUCUGUACUAAAAAUAUAAAAAUUAGCCGGGCGUGGUGGGGUGUGCCUGUAAUCGAAGCUACUUGGGAGGCUGAGACAGGAGAAUUGCUUGAGCCUGGGAGGUGGAGGUUGCAAUGAGCCGAGAUCGCACCACUGCACUCCAGCCUGGGCAACAGUGAGACACCGUCUCAAAAAAAAAAAAAAAAGGCAGUUAGGAAUCACAAAUUGUGUAAAUAUAUAGCAACUUUAAGAAAAGAAUGCUUAUAACUUAGUGAAUAUUUCUGCUGAGCCUUAGUUGUCUUGUCUAAAGGAAAAAAAGAGGGAAUUGUAGAAUAAAAGUAUUUGUUAGUGGAAAUUAUUGACCUGAAACCAUAUCAUAUUGUUAGUGUAACUGAAUGUAUCAGAAAUUGUUCCUAUGUAGGUAUUCUGUGAAACUGGUUUCUAAAAUGUUACAGGAAACUUUCCUUUUUUUUUUUUUUUUUUUUUGUUUGUUUAAGUGGAGGUGGGAGGAGGUAGGGAAGAGGUCUGAAUAUUAAAAUAUGUUGAUGUUUAUGUGUUCAUAAUAUGUUCCUUUUUCUCUGUGUGUGUGUGUGUAUAAAAGUGCCUUGCUCAUGAAUGCAUUUUUGCUAUUCACUUCGAAAGGAAGCCUUUCCCCAGCUUGGCAGCUGAAUAAACCAAUAGCUUUGUACAUGCUGAACAGAGUAUGGUCAUUUGUCCUCAACAAAUGAAAUAGAUCCUACUUUGCUUAAGGCAUAUUCUACAUUCACUAAGUACUGAAUAGAGUUAAUAGAUACAGUACCUGAAUCUAUAUAGUAUGUCUGACAGGAGAUGACUUGGCGUCUCUAGAGAAGAAACACUUGAAGAAGAAAAUGUCUGAUAUUCAGUCAAGAUUCAAAGUGAGCUUAUUUGUUUAUAUAUUUUAAGUAAUUACAGGUUGCACAAAUAACAGGUACCUAAAUAAGCCUUAAGUUAACUUUGUGUGUGCCAUAAACACUGGGUUUGGGAAUGAAUUUACUACCUUUGCACUCCCUAUGUUGGCUUCUGGUUAAAUGCAGUCACCAUAAUUAGGAUAAAAAGAUGAAUUUAUCCUCUAUUUAUGGAAAUAUUUAUCAAAGGAGUAAGGAAACUUUCUAAACCAGUGGACAUUAACUGUCUUUUACUUUCUCAGUGCAGAUAGGCAACUUUUUUUUUUUGAGAUGUAGUUUCACUCGUUGCCCAGGCUGGAGUGCAAUGGUGCAAUCUUGGCUCACUGCAACCUCCACCUCCCGGGUUCAAGCAAUUCUGCCUCAGCCUCCCGAGUAGCUGCAAUUACAGGCAUGUGCCACCACACCCAGCUAAUUUUGUAUUUUUAGUAGAGACGGGGUUUCUCAAUUGGUCAGGCUGGUCUCUAACUCCUGACUUCAGGUGAUACACCUGCCUCAGCCUCCCAAAGUGCUGGGAUUACAGGCGUGAGCCACCACGCCCAGCCAUAGGCAACAUGUUUAUUAAAACAGUCCAGAUACCUUGAGCCUCAAAGACCAUAAUCAUGUCUUUUAAUCCCAUCUGCUUCCUAAAAAAAGGAAAAAAUCCAUACAUGCAUGGCAGGAGGGCAUAUGAUAGGUCCCCUCUAGGGGACAGAAGCCCUUCCUGCUGGGCCUUCUAUCACACCUGUCCAUAUUUAAAAAAAAAAAAAAGUCUCUGAUGAAAAUGUUUUGAUAUUAGUGUAAAUAGCUAAAGCAUUUAAAGACUUUAGAAGUCACUUGGGUUAUUUUCUGAUGCGUAAGUUGGCUUGCAUCUGGCUUUCUACUUUUGGCUCCAGUGUUAGAGAACAUGUCUUUUGGAGCAGCCUGUUAGUUUUAAAUAUCUCUUGUUAGAAAUUUAGCCAUUCAUCCAAUAUUGCUAUGGAGAAGUGCCUACUCUAGUGCAGACACUGGGAAUGCAAAACUAAAUAAGAUUACUACACAUAGGAAAUUAAUUUUAAAAUAUAUGAACCUAUAUAUUACCCCAAGCCAUUUCUGCUAUCUAGGGUCAUAUGAAAUAAACCUAAACCCUAAUCCAUAUGUUGGCCCUUCACAUAUUGAAAAUAGCUUAUACUGGAGAAUCAUAUGAAAGAAUUGAAUGGAGCAGCCAUCCAAGUGUAAUGAAGAUUCAUAUGGAGGGCAGACUUCAAUUAAACCCCCACAACGGAUACUCAGCCAAGGAAAUGGAGAAAAUAUAUAGAUAUUUUGUAUACAGAUUUAAAUUAAAUCUGCUAAUCACAAGGUAGUGGCACAAAGAUCAGGGCCAAAAGUGUUCUGCUCAGGUAGCUAGGAUAUAUAGAACAGCCUGAGAAGUCUGGAUAACUUCUCAGACUUCAUGAGAUAACUGUGCAAGCUGGUAACAUAUCUGUCCACCACUGAUACCCAUUGGACUGAGAGAGUUACAUUAGCUGGACCAACCACCAGUACUUCUAUGUCAACUUGCUGUUGCUAAAAGAAAAAUCUCUAUGAUGUGUCUCAAAUAAUGUUAAAUAAAGUUGAGUUAAUGACUACAUAUUUGAGUCUGCUAAUUUCAUGCAGUUUGCCAAGCUCUUCCUUUCAAUUAGCAGCAGCAGUGAGACUUAUUAUAAAAGUUUGCAACUGAGACCAAGAAAUGGAAAGGAUGAGGAUAUACCACAGUGACCUGACACUUGCUGGCUUCCCAUCUUCUGUGAGAGCUAUGACCAGCUAUUCUCAAUGAGCUGUGGAAAAUGAAUGCCUGGUUUUCUUCUUUUUUUUUUUUUAUUUAUUUUUUUGACACAGGGUUUCACUCUUGCCCAGGCUGGAGUGCAGGGGCAUGAUCUUGGCUCACCACAGCCUCGACCUCCCAGGCUCAAGCCAUCCUCCCACCUCAGCCUCAUCAGUAGCUGUGGACUACAGGUGCACACCACCACACAGGCCAAUUUUUGUAUUUCUUUGUAGAGGCAGUUUCACUCAGGCUGGUCAGGAACUCCUGAGCUCAAGCGAUCCUCCCACAUCAGCCUCCCAAAGUGUUGGUGUUACACUGGUACCUGGUUUAAAAAAAAAAAAGGAAAACAACAGUGUAACAGGAAGACAGCUAUAGGGU